GUGAAACUCAAUUUGGUACAGGUCGGGAAGGAGCGACUUCCACUCGUGACUUCUGCCAGGCCCACAUCUGACAGGACCGAGCUAACAAUCUCGUUUCAUCUUCUUGUCUAUCGAAACCAUCAAAACUACUGCAAUCAUGACAGCAGCUAAGAAUCGCCGUGGUCACACUUCAUCUUCGGUCCAGAAAAAGCACUCUCACUUCUCGGAAUCCAAAAAGGACAAGAAAGAGAAGAAAUACCUUACGACCAAUUCCGUCUUCAAGAACCACCCUGAUCGAAUCCGCAAGCGCGACAAGGCUUCUUCUAAAAGCAAAAGAGAUGAUCUAGGCAAAAGCGUCCUCGGCUCUCGUCGCAAACGCGAGCGUGAACCUUCCUCUUCACCUCCACCUAGGAGAUACACUCUCGCAGACGAGUCGAAUGCCGUGUUUGACAACUACAAAAAUCAUGUCAGCGAUGACGCUGAGCAAACCAUUGCUCGUGCCUAUAAGGAUCUGGUUCAGCAACUCGAGCAAACCACUCUCGCGCCCGACUCAUUAAGCAACCGAAUUGCAGAGGCCAUCGAGGCUGCUCAGGCAAUAUCUACUCCACUUGCCGAUGAACCAGUCAGCGUGAACUUCAAGGACGCCAAGGGAAACAUCCUCCGUAACGAGCAGAUUCCUAUCGGCGACACCGUCACACGCUUCGAGCAGAUACUCCAAAAGAAGAAGGAUGAUCUUACGACACUCUGGGAAGAGUGGGAAGACGUUCGUCAAGAAAUCGCAGAGACAGGCGCCGAUAUUCUGCACGACCAGAAAUUCCCAUCUCAGUUUGGUCUUGAAGCUGCCAACAACCAUUACAGCCCAUUAUCUCACACCAAUCCUGAGGUUGAGAGUCUCCGUAGACUGAUCCAGAAAGAAAGUGAGAAGGCGUACAAGGAGCUCGACCAGGAAGCCAAGGACAGUGUUGCAGCUCACAGGGAGUACCAGGGGCUCUGGAUCAGCUGGCUGCAACAGAACACUUGAUCGGUUCUUGAUGGCGUUCAGUAUUCCUGCAGACUCGAUGCCACACAUUCGGUUUGCGUUCUAUUCUCUACUCUUGUGUUGCUUCUUUACCAUCAACAA
Messenger RNA from Aureobasidium pullulans EXF-150, 1099 nucleotides. RefSeq lists its product as uncharacterized. The transcript has 2 exons. Lineage: Eukaryota; Fungi; Ascomycota; Dothideomycetes; Dothideales; Saccotheciaceae. Bases 137 to 1000 code for a protein of 287 amino acids. The record is from RefSeq and is a predicted model, not a curated record.